AUGAAGAUGCUCGAGCUGAACUACUACCAUGGAGAGAUAUUCGAAAAGUACAAAAUCAACAGCGUGCUGUCCGCACUGGUAGACAAGCACAAGCUGCAAAAUGAAAGCAUCGAUUUUAACGAACUGAGCAACAGGAAGAACAACUACAGCAUAAUGGCCCUCCUGGGAAGCCAAAUCAAAAAUUUUAACGACGAUGUGUAUAAAGAUAUAGAUACGAAUGAUAUCAUCUUAGCUCUCUCCAAGUUGAAACAAAUUGACGAACAGAUCACCAUAAACGAAAGCCGCAAUAAAGAUUACAUUUUGGAGAUGGCAGAGCAAAUGUACUAUGAGUACUCCCAGAAGGGACACAUCAGCAAUGAAAAUUCUUUCCAUUUAAAUGGAAAGGAAAACUUCAUCACCGUGAAUUUACAACUCAUGAAUGAAAUUAACGCAGGGAUUAGGAGUUACCAAAAUAAGAUACCCUAUUUGCGUUCCCAUUGGGAGGAAAAAUAUCCCAGGGGGGAUGCUUUACUCCCUGUCGGCGGGGCUCCACAUCAUAAUAAUGGGGACGCCGAUAAUUACAACACCUCUGGGUUGAUUGAACGGGAGGAUUAUUACAGCGUGAAGCAAAGUGAGCUUGCGGAUGAUAGGGGGAGAAACCUGCUGGGUAAAAAUACCCACCCGAGUAGGAAGAACAGCCAGGUGUUUGCCAACCGGACUGAUGAGCACAACCAGGUGGAUGAGUUGGGGCCAAACGAGGAUGAUAGUCAUUUGGGCGUCCUUCGUGGCGCGAAUGCCACAGAGUAUGGAGCAGAAAAGGCCCUCUGUAAUGCUGGUGGUAGUGGGAAGAGCAACCUGUAUCAGUACCGAAAGGAGGCGACGAACAGCACCUACUGCAACAGCGUCGAAAAUGUGAAUGGCCCCGGCGGGGCGAGCAGGCGGAGCAGCCUGAACUUCCUUGGCGAAGAGGAGGGCGACGGCGCCCAUGUUAGCGGCAUUAAUGAUGACCGUGGUGAGCGCAUGGGAGAGCGCCUAGGCGAGCGCAGUGCCAGGAGCACCAGCAACCAUCGAAGGAGAAGCAGCCUCAGCAACGGGACGCGUUAUCACCAGGGGGAACAGGCCCUGAUAAGAGACCCAUCGAAAGGGGCCUACUUGAAGAGGGAGACGGGGCUGGCGAGACCAUCUGCGCAUAUGGGCCAAGCCAGAAAAACAGCUCAGUACGAACGAGGGGAAGAAGACAAUAACUUGGCCGAAAAUAACCGCAGAAAUAGUGCCCUCAGCAGUGCACAAGAUUUAGGCAUAGCAAUGGAGAAUGAGCCAACCACACACAGGAGGAGAAGCUUUUACGAUGCGGAGCAUGUUAGCAGAAUCAACUCGAACAUGUGGGGCCACCGACAUACCAGGGCCCAUGCAAGUGGAAGCGGCAAAGGGAGAUUUGAAAAAAAUGGCGAGCUUCUACGCAAGGAGGAUUUGAACUACUACGGAGCUGAGUCGAAGCGAGCCAUGAGCAAUGUAAAUAGCAUUAUGGGUGCUUACCACCCGGGGGGGAAAAUACCUGCACAUGGCAAUAUUUUCACCAAAAAGGGCCUUAACAGUAAUGGGCGCAAUGGGGGCAACGCCCCCAACAGCGUCCUCGAAAAUAUUGACAAGGCCGAACAAGAAAUCGUUAACAACCACUUGAAGAAUUCGCUAACGCAGAACGAAUACGUCGCGCGGAGGAUGAGCUCCAUCCUGCUGAACCCGACCAUGCCGCAGAAGGAAAUCUUUGGCGGCAGAGUUGUGCCCCCCUAUGGCCACCAAGGUCACCAAGGUUAUCAAGGUCAGCAAUACCCUCAAAGUGUAACAGCCUUCCCUCCGAGGAAUCCAUCGAGUGGUAAUAACUACCCGGGGGACCUGUCUCUGCAGAAGUACAGCACACUCGGCCAGAGAAAGAAUUACACGGCCUACACGAACAACAACAGUAGCUACAUCGUCAGUAGCAGCGUCAACAAGAAUAACCCCUCUGAAGAGGACUCCAUCAUUCACGUGCUUGGAGGGAGAGGCGGGACGGACCAUGAGAAUAAGCAGUUCGUUGCGAGACCUAGAAAUAGCUACCUCAUGAGGGAGAGAAACAUGCACUUCAACUCUGUGGAGCGAAAUAACAGCUCCAACACGCCGCUGAUAAAUAUGGACAGUGUGAGUAACUUCUCGCGCAACGUGCCGAAAUCGAUUGAAUCGAACGUAAAUUUGUACACAAAUAAACACUCACGGGCGUUGGACAUAAAUGACCUGAACAGCAAUGCCAGUCGAAACUACGUGAACAGUUCGAACAGCUUCAAAAGCGACUUCACAGCGAUGCGCGAAAAUUAUGCCAAGAUGCUGGACCGCUCCAAGUCGCUCACUUCGCAGGUUUAUCGGGCGCCCGUUGCACAGAGGUAUAUGUAG
Molecule: messenger RNA, 2403 nt
Organism: Plasmodium vivax (malaria parasite P. vivax)
Lineage: Eukaryota; Apicomplexa; Aconoidasida; Haemosporida; Plasmodiidae
Exons: 1
Coding region: 1-2403 (800 amino acids)
Source: RefSeq, a predicted model, not a curated record